AUGCUCGAUUAAUUGUCUUAAAUAACACUCAAUGAAUCUUCCACGUUUGAAACGUAAAGGUUGCCUCCGAGACUCUAAACAACUGAGAAGAAGGGAAGUGGAAGGUUCACUUUUCUCAAAUCUGAGUCGGACGAUAAAUAAACUUAAGCAUAAAAUAACAGAGACAGGAUCAAGUAGCAAUUAAGAGGAAGGAUUCAAUUGAUAAUAAAGAAACCCUUAAAUGAUGAGAAGGAUUUAUAUGAAGAACUACAGGAGUUAGGGCGUAAAUUGGAUGUUGAAAUAAAUGAAUUCGAUUCAGAGUACAUAUGUCCCAAUCUAAAAAAAUUUGAUGAAGAUUACGAGAUGAUGGAAAUUUUGGGAGAAGGCUGUCUAGGAUUGGUCAAAAGGAUUGUACACAAAUAAUCAUAAAUUGAGUAUGCAGUGAAGAUUGUUUAAACAUAAGAUGAUGAAAUAAUAAGAAAUAUGAUUCUUGAGUUUAAAUCAAUGUUUAAGUUGUAACAUGAAAACAUUGUGAAAGUUCAUAAAUUAUAUAUAGAUUUUAAUGAUGGCUUCUAAUCUGAAAGUAAGGCUCACGUGGUUAUGGAAUUGAUUAAGGGGAAAGAAAUGUUUGAGGUGAUCAAUGAAUUAGGACAUUAUAGUGAGAGUGAUGCUAAGGAGUUAUUCAAGCAGUUAUUGAGUGCAAUAGAAUACAUGCAUAGAAACGGAAUUUGUCAUAGAGAUUUGAAACCCAAUAAUAUUUUGUGCGUUGAAAAUAAAAAUUAGAUCAAAGUUACUGAUUUUAAUGUAAAUCUGAAAGAUAGAGAGAAAAUAGAAAUGUGGACAUACACUGGAACCGUAGCAUUUUCAGCUCCAGAAAUAUUCUCAGGAGAAGGUUACAACUAAAUGGUUGACAUGUGGAGUGCAGGUUGUAUUUUAUAUUCCAUGCUUUCAGGAUAAUUGCCUUUCCUUUCUGAUUAUUUGAAUGAUUUGAUCGAGAAAAUUAAAGAAGCUGCAAUAGAAUUUCCCAAUGAUCUCUUUGAACAAGUCUCAGAAGAAGCCAAAGAUCUAAUAAUCUAGUUGUUACAAAAAGAUUGGACAUUCAGACCUCAUCCUGAUGCUGCUCUAAAGCAUUAAUGGUUUUAAAUUGUUGAUGAUGAUUAAGUUCGAAAAAAAUCACUAAGAAAAUUGGCCAUCAGAAAAAAUAUGCCUCGGUUGUCAUCGAAAUAUUCCAAAAACAGUCAUAAACAAAGGAAUAUUCUCUUGGGAUCUUCAUAAACUAUUACAAUCAAGAAUAAUCGUUCUGUUGAUUCAAAGUGUGAUCUUUAACAAGCAGAUUCAUCAAAUAGUUUUCUGAAAAUUCCAACUAAAAAAAGCAUUUUCUUUUCCACUAAUCCAGGUGAAAAUAAAGGAGUUAAUUAAAAUUCAUCUCAUAAUUAAGAGGAAUCUCCUGAUCAACCAAAUUCAUCAAAUUUAAGUGAUGACAUAGGCGAGUUUGAUUAAUGCACAAUUCAUCGGUUUGUAAAUUUUUAAAAGUAAUAUAAUGUUGAUGAUGAAGUCUAAGAAGAAAUAAAAUGA
Paramecium tetraurelia is the source of this 1554-nucleotide messenger RNA. RefSeq lists its product as uncharacterized. Gene Ontology annotation, biological process: protein phosphorylation. Lineage: Eukaryota; Ciliophora; Oligohymenophorea; Peniculida; Parameciidae. Gene Ontology annotation, molecular function: protein kinase activity; ATP binding. The transcript is spliced from 7 exons. The record is from RefSeq and is a predicted model, not a curated record.